GCUCGCCGCCUGCGCCGUCCCUUCCCCUUCCCCUUCUCUCCAACUCCGACCCUUCAGCUCAAAAAACCUCUCUCUCAUGCACCCCCCGCCGCCCCUAAAAGAUCAGUGGUUGUCAAGAGCCAGAGCAGCCUAUCCGACUCAAAUCCUGCCGCCGGUGAUGUUCAAGAGAUGUAUGUGUACGAGAUCAACGAGCGUGAUCGGGGCAGUCCGGCGUAUCUCCGGCUAAGCAACAAGAAGGUCAACUCUCUCGGCGAUCUCGUUCCCUUCACCAACAAGGUCUACUCCGGCGACUUGCAGGUGCGCGUAGGCAUCACCGCAGGGCUAUGCAUUCUGAUCAAGCACGAGGAGGAGAAGGGCGGCGACCGUUACGAGGCCGUUUUCAGUUUCUACUUUGGGGAUUACGGCCACAUCGCCGUUCAGGGGCCCUACCUCACCUACGAUGAGUCUUAUCUCGCCGUCACCGGCGGGUCUGGCAUUUUUGAAGGGGUUACCGGGCAGGUGAAGCUCCGGCAGCUCGUCUAUCCGUUUAAGCUGUUCUACACCUUUUACUUGAAGGGUAUUGAGAAAUUGCCGGCGGAGUUGACCGGGACCCCUGUGCCUCCGUCGCCGUCCGUGGAGCCUUCUCCGGCGGCCAAGGCUUGUGAGCCCGGUGCGACAUUACGUAACUUUACUAAUUAGUUUGUUUCUUAGAGAAAGUGAAUGGUUUAUAUUUCAUGGUGCCAUGCAUUGGUGUUUGAGUUAUUUGCCAACUUUUAAAUUCCAAUGACUAGAAAGUCUGAAUAAUUUA
Ipomoea nil (Japanese morning glory) is the source of this 787-nucleotide messenger RNA. RefSeq names its product allene oxide cyclase, chloroplastic-like. Gene Ontology annotation, biological process: jasmonic acid biosynthetic process. The transcript is spliced from 2 exons. Gene Ontology annotation, molecular function: allene-oxide cyclase activity. Lineage: Eukaryota; Viridiplantae; Streptophyta; Magnoliopsida; Solanales; Convolvulaceae. The record is from RefSeq and is a predicted model, not a curated record. The annotation marks the transcript as partial.